AUGCCACCAGAAGGAAGCGCGAGUGCUAGGAUGCUACCAGGUUGCCCAAGCCUAGACAGUGGAAGUCGAGAGGCAGAGGUCGGUUUCGAGCAAUCUGACAGUGUCCCAGCAGAUUCGCGCUCUAAACAGUUGAGCCAUAUCGCUCCUGAGCCACCUGGGAGAGAGACCGUCCCAGACAACUGGUGCCCGUUUUCAAAAGGGUACUCACAGUUGUUUCAACCAUCCGAAAUGGGCCACACGGAAGUCGCUCCGUAUGAAGUUCUUCAAGAAUGGAAAGACGAGAAUGUGGAAUUACGUUCUUACCCUGUGCAAAAUUGGGUGUGCACCCAGGCUACAUCCCACCGGAUGGAUGAUAUGUCAUCAUCAGGGUUUUUCAAGCUGUUCAAUUACAUCAGAGGAAACAACGCUAAAAAUCAGAAAAUUGCCAUGACGAAGCCUGUAUUGAUUGAAAGCAAGCCGGAUCCAGAAUCUGCACGUAAUCGAAUAUUCAAAAUGGGAUUCUAUAUGUCUGCAACUGACUGUCCCUCACCUCCUGAACCAAAGGGGAGCGACGUGUUCAUUGAACAGAGACAAGCUAUGAAAGUUUAUUGUCGAGUGUACGCUGGUUUCUCGAAUGACAGGAAGUUGAAUGAAGAAGCUAGGCAGCUUGGGAGUUCUUUGGAUCGGUUGGGGAAACAUUAUCAGACUGACGCGUACUUCUUCGCUGGCUAUGAUCCCCCGUUCCGUCUAUUCAAUCGUCGAAACGAGGAAAAGGAGGCAGUCUCAGACAAUUGCAGAGGAUCGGUGAUAAUAUCCAUUCUAAUAAAAGGGCUCGUAGUGAAUGCGGUAGUUACAGCCGGAUCAGUUUAUCCCCAAUCACAACGAGACCCUUGGCAUCACUUGUUCUUCAUCGCCUUAUCGUGGUUCGUGACGCAUUCACUCGAAAGCAGUAAACGGGAUUCCGGUCCGGUGGGACUAAAUGUUUACAUUCUGUCAGGUGCUAGAACUACGUUACUGAAUUUUCAAAGGGCAUUCGGGUCGGUCGGCCGAUAUUCUUCCCUUAAUAGAGUUCCCCAACAAGGGAUGCCCCGGAAACUCGUGAAUAUCAUAAGGCCUCUGUAUUCUCAGACUUACAAACGUGUCAGAGUACACGGAGGGCUCUCCAAGAGCUUCUCUACAAGAAAAGAUGUCCGUCAGCGAUGGUUCAAGUGGUUAGAGGGCGAAUUUACUGACGGAAGGUCCGUGGUUCGAACCCGACCUCUGCCUCUCGACUUCCCCUGUCUAGGCUUGGGUAACCUGGCAGUAUCCCAGCACUCGUGCUUUCUUCAGGUAGCAUGGCAGCUGGGCACCGGAAGGGUGUUACAACUGAACGAUUUUUCUUUCACUCUCUCCAUUCCUACCGAAUUUUGUCAUUGA
Messenger RNA from Opisthorchis viverrini, 1395 nucleotides. RefSeq lists its product as hypothetical. Lineage: Eukaryota; Metazoa; Platyhelminthes; Trematoda; Opisthorchiida; Opisthorchiidae. The transcript has 6 exons. The coding region runs from base 1 to 1395 and encodes 464 amino acids. The record is from RefSeq and is a predicted model, not a curated record.